CUGGAGUCAGGCUCACUAGCAGGGAGGCGGAGGACGAUAUGAACAGUGAGAGAGCACGCUGAACAUCUGCGACCCAGAUACACACACAUCAGCGUCUGAUACACACUGGAUGAAGAAACAGUUCAGUUGUAUGAGAUUAUGCACUGUUCUUAGGAAAUCUGAGAAUGCCCGGAGAUGAGCAGUUUGGAACACAGGAGCAGUGAGACUGGACCGAAUUCUAGCAGCACAACAGAAAUGCCGCGUGCACGGCCCCGGUUUCUCAGCACCCUUCUGUUUUACAGUGUAGUGAAUGGAGGAUAUGUAGUGUUUGAGUAGUUGGAGCUUGUGAGGCGGGUGGACCCGUUAAUUGCAGUCGGACGAGAUGAAGGCGGUGUGGGCAAACUUGGCCGCCCUGCUGCUGCUUUGCACUUGUGCAUGCGUGCUGCACUUCUGGAGCGGUUUGGAAAAGCGGUUGGAGAGGAACUCGCGUAGCGUCCGAGAUCACAGCAUACAUCCCGCCUAUCCCGACCCGUCUCCGGACCUUUCGGGAACUUUUCGAGCUUUACUCGCUGUCCCCACCGACUCCAAAUUACAAACAGUGCGCAACAUUAGCGGCAGUGAAACGGUCUCAUUACGGAGUAAAGGCAAUGAACGUCGAUUUGAAUUCACACAGCGUGAGCUUCACGAGGCAGAAAACCAAACCGAGCAGUUUAUAGAAGACGGGAUGUUUUGGAGUCAGCAUCUCGAGGAUGGUGUGUCGAUGGGCUUCGGGGAGGAAGACGCUCGCGCGUGGAGACAGCGAGUCCGCCGCGGCCGAGUUGUGUCUCUAGAGCCGGGCUGCGGCAGGACGUCCAACCAGCUGGCCACUUUCUCGGACGGAUCCCGUGCGUGUGUGCGUUACGGCAUCAACCCCGAGCAGGUGCAAGGAGAAACGUUGUCUUAUUACCUAGCCGCGCUGCUCGGGAUCACCAACGUGCCGCCGCUCGCGCUUUUGCGCCUCGACGGCGAGCAGUGGACGCACGUGAGGCGGCGAAUGGAGGCGCUACAGUGGACACCGAGUGCCGUGGUGUCCCUCAGCGAGUGGGUAGCCGAGCUCAGUCCAGCAGUCGUGCCUGCUCCUUUUCACCGCUCCGGCCUCGGGUUGCGACCGCUACAUUCCGAGCUCCAAACCAAAACCAAAGCGGAGCUGCUCGAGCUGGUGCAGUGGAGCGACCUGCUUUUGUUCGACUACAUCACGGCCAACUUCGACCGGCUCGUGAGCAACCUGUUUAGCCUGCAGUGGGACGCCAAAGCCAUGGAGAGAGACGCGAGCAACCUGCUCAGGACUCCUCGCGGCAGCUUGGUGUUCAUCGACAACGAGGCGGGACUAGUGCACGGCUACCGUGUGCUGGAUAUGUGGGAAAAGUAUCACAGCACGGCGCUCGGCUCUGUGUGCGUGUUCAGGAGGAAAACAGCGCGGCGCGUGGCGGAGCUGCAUCGGCGUAGAGACACGCGCGCGCGCCUGCUCCAGCUCUACCGGGACAGUGAGCCUUUAGCGGCGGAGCUCGGCUUUCUGUCCGACGAUCACGCCAGGAUACUGCAGGACAGGAUAGACAGAAUUCAUGAGCACAUUUUGCACUGUAAAGAGAAGCACGACAAACUGUAAUGAUUUUGUCUUUGUUUUUUCUCUCUCUUUUUCGCGCGCGUGGAUCCUGCUAUCACAUUAGUAUGGAUAAGGACUCCUAGUUACCAAGGUGACCAUUACACCACGCGACCCGUGAACUGUGUUCAGUGUGACUUCUGAAUAUCUGGACUAGCUACCUCCUGUAGGGACAAACCUUUAAAUGUGGCUAAAUAGGCUACCGUUUGUUUUGUAUAUGCGAUUACUUUUAAUUUUUAAAAGUCUUACUUUAACAGGAAACACAAUGCAUAUUACUUGUGAUAGAAGGAGUCAUGAUAAAAGUUCAUUGUAAACACACUGGAGGCAGGCCUAAGUGCUGAUGUAUGCUGCUUUUGCCAUUAUUGUCUUUUGAUAAUAGGGAGGCACUAAUCCCACUAUUUUCAUUUAGGACAGGCUUAAAAUAUUAAUAAAGCUCCCCAAUACUGACCCAAUCCUGACAUCCUAAAAGAAACAGGGCAGAAAAUUGCAAGCUCUUGUUUCCAGGUUUUGCAAAACAUCAGCCAUGUGGUGCAUUUUAUAUGACAUUGUGUGCUACAUUUAAUGCAAGGUCUGUUUUGGGCCAGUAAAAUAUGCUGUAAAAUACACAAGUGGCUCAGAUCGGAAAAUACAUAAAAUAAGAUCUAAUACUGAUCCAGCAUUUUAGGCAGUUUCAAGCCCAGUGGCAUUGAUGCAUACUUGAUGUAUGAAUCUCUAUUUAUUUGAAUAUCUGACUUGAUAAACAGAAGGUUAUAUCUGGAUUAAUACGAGUCUGACAAUGUCUGUAAUUUAGUGACAGUGACUUAGUUGUUGGUCACUUUGCAGAAAGUGAUGAAAUGUUAAUAUUCACACUCCUGAAAAGGUCAGUGAUUAAUAUAAAAGAACAUCUUUGAUUAUCCUCCUCUCCUUCCCAAUUUCAUUCAUAGCCUUAAUGAAGUGGUGGGAUGUGCAUUGAAUUGAGAGUGUGUCGUGGGAUUUUGCUUUGUGAACUCUGAAUUCUAUUUAACUAAUUUAAAUCACAAUCUGUGAUAACAUUCCAGUUCUUUUUUAUAUUAAAAAUGUGUCAUUUUUACAUGCCAUUAAAUCUAGUGGAACUAAAGUGUUUCACUGUGUUGAACACUGCA
Messenger RNA from Hemibagrus wyckioides, 2739 nucleotides. It is a transcript of the gene fjx1, whose product is annotated as four-jointed box kinase 1. Bases 362 to 1624 code for a protein of 420 amino acids. The record is from RefSeq and is a predicted model, not a curated record. Gene Ontology annotation, biological process: cell-cell signaling. Lineage: Eukaryota; Metazoa; Chordata; Actinopteri; Siluriformes; Bagridae. The transcript has a single exon.